UGAGGCGACGACAAUCACUGUCAAACGUGUUCACUAUUACUCUGACUCUGGUAACGUGACUUCCUGGUAACGUGUUAGGUAGGAAAAGCAGUAAAAAAGUGCAUAUUAAGGGAGCAGAUUUGAAAUAAUAUUUAUACUUAACAAGAAAUAAUUAAAGGUUCAAUGGGGAGACCUAAAGAUUUACGCAUAUGGGAGCACUACCGUACUUUACCAAACAAGUCUGUUUCUUGCAAGCUUUGUAAUAAGGUCUACAAAUUCAGUAAUGCUGCCAAAAUGCUUCAACAUCUUAUCACUUGUCCAAAAUCUCCAGAAACAUUAAAAGACUCUAUGAAACUUAUAAAAGAUAGCUCGUCCAAAACCAAAAUGUCUGGACUGUCAGAGAUAGAGACAAAUGAUUCUUUUAUAAGCCCCUCGUCGUCUGCUAACACUACAAUAAAUGCUGAGUUUCAAGACACCGAUGAUCAUAUAAAAACAGAAUUAGCGAGAGCUAUAUUUGUAACAGGGACGCCAUUAUCGAUGGUGCAACAUCCUUUAUGGAUACAAUUUUUCGAAAAAUUGCAACCAAAAUUUAAAAUACCUUCACGUAAAGCUUUAGCGACAAAAUACUUAGAUAAAAUAUAUAGAGAAAUGCGUUUUGAGUUAAAUGAGGAACUAAAUGCUUGUAGUUACUUACACCUUCAGUGCGAUGGCUGGUCUAAUUUAAGAAAUGAAGGAAUAAUAAACUUUCUUAUAUCAAAACCUCAACCUGCAUACGUUAAAAGUUUGAAUACAGAAAGUAAUCCUCACACUAGUGAAUACCUUAGCCAAGAAGUUGAAAAAGUAAUGAAAGUGUAUGGAGCAAAUAAGUUUCUUGUACUUAUUGGCGAUAACGCUAGAAAUAUACAACACAUGUUGUUCCUCUCGGUUGCUGUGCACAUAUCCUUAACUUGUUGUGCCAAGAUAUUGUAAAGAUACAAGAAGUAACUGUGUUUAUUAUGCAAGCCAUAAAUAUAAUAAAAACUGUUAAAAGGAGUCAACGAUUAAGUUCCUUGUUGAUAAAAUCAAGGCAGGGUGAAGAUUCUACACAAACACUAAAAUUGCCUUGUGCUACAAGAUGGGGAAGUCAUGUUACUUCGUUAAAAAGUUUGAAAGCAAAUAAGAUAGCUUUGCAAAUAUUAACAGUUAGAGAAGAUGUGGUAAUUUCAAGAGAUAUUAAAGAUUUAAUUCUAAGUGAUGAUUUCUGGACGAAGACAGGGGAAUGUAUAAGUAUUUUGGAACCAGUCACUGAAAGCAUAUUUUACUUAGAGAGCGACCAGAAUCGUUUGCAUCGCACAUACAUUACAUUUAGAGAUGUACAAGCUAAGAUACGUUUUGCAUUAAAUGAGAUUUCGACAUUGAGCGAAGAAAGCAAACAGCAGAUUCUAACAUCAGUAUCUUCAAGAUGCAAUAUGGCAAUGAGGCCAAUACAUUUUGCAGCAUAUAUUCUAGACCCCAGGACUCUAGGAGUCGAACUUACUCAAGAGGAAGAACUUAAGGGUAUGGAGUUUAUCUACAAUUUAAGCCAACACUUAAGUUUGUCAAAUGUAAUGGCAGAUUUGGCGUGUUAUAAAGCUAAAGAAAACUUUUGGGCCAGAGGAUUUGUAUGGAGCUCAUUAGAUAGCAUUGAGCCCCUAAUAUGGUGGAAAGGUAUUUGUGGUUCCACUGAGUUAAGCAAAGUAGCGAUUCGUAUUCUAUCAGCUCCCUGUACUUCGGCAGCCACUGAGCGUUCCUUUAGUAUCCAAGGCUACAUACAUAAUAACAAAAGAAAUCGACUUACAACUGAAAGAACUGAAAAAAUUUCAUUCAUUUGUUAUAACUGGAAGCUUUCAUUGAGCAAGUAAAUGAACAUAACAGUUUAGACGAAAUAGAGCCUAUCGAACCUAUACAAUUCAUCGCUUGUAAUAACUCUGAAUCUGACAGUGAUUGACUGUAGUUUUACAUUUUACUUUCAUCUCUUUCUUAAUAAACUCAAAAUCAAAUUAAAAGUUUUUUAUUCUGUAGGCUGCAUAAUAAUAUUGUCUAUGUCCAGUAUAGUGGACGUCUUGCGGCUGAGAUGACGAUGAUGAAGUACAAAAUCAUAAACACCCAAAAAUUUGGGUGUUUAUGGGGUUUAAACCCAAUAAACCCAAAACACCCGGUUUUUACCCACCAGACUUUAAACCCACCCAGGUGGAUUGCCCAUCUC
Messenger RNA from Galleria mellonella (greater wax moth), 2203 nucleotides. RefSeq lists its product as uncharacterized. Gene Ontology annotation, molecular function: DNA binding; protein dimerization activity. The transcript has 2 exons. The coding region runs from base 163 to 948 and encodes 261 amino acids. The record is from RefSeq and is a predicted model, not a curated record. NCBI's taxonomy places the organism in Eukaryota, Metazoa, Arthropoda, Insecta, Lepidoptera, Pyralidae.